AUGGAAAGAGAAUACAGAUCAUUGGAUGAAAUUAUUGAUUGGAUCCAUUCAGAAGCGGUUGUAUUGAAUGCAAUUAUACAUAGUAAUAAUAAUAAUCUUAAAAUACCAUCAUAUGAGAAAAUGAUGAAAGUAAUUAAUUUUCUUAAAGAAAAUAAUUUUUGGCGUUCUCAUCCAUAUUCACUGAUUAUUAUUAAUAAUAGAAAUAAUAAUAAUGAUGAUAAAACUGUUGUUAAGCCAAAUCAUCAAUUAUAUAUGAAAAAUAUUAAAGAUUUAUGGGAAAAUAAUAAAGAAUUCAAUAAUGAAUAUGAAAAAUAG
Messenger RNA from Schistosoma mattheei, 315 nucleotides. The record is from the annotation of a GenBank genome assembly. Lineage: Eukaryota; Metazoa; Platyhelminthes; Trematoda; Strigeidida; Schistosomatidae.